This is a messenger RNA of Anopheles coustani, 803 nucleotides long. Its product is annotated as transmembrane protein 70 homolog, mitochondrial. Gene Ontology annotation, biological process: mitochondrial proton-transporting ATP synthase complex assembly. Gene Ontology annotation, cellular component: mitochondrial membrane. The transcript has 2 exons. Lineage: Eukaryota; Metazoa; Arthropoda; Insecta; Diptera; Culicidae. The record is from RefSeq and is a predicted model, not a curated record. Bases 56 to 784 code for a protein of 242 amino acids.
GCAACAUUCUGUUCGUACUAGUUUAGGUGGAAGUUUCGUUCUGAAAUAGUGAAAUAUGCAUUCGAUAAGAAUUGUUUUACCACGAUGUCUUGCUGUAGCACAAUCGUCCAAUAUGAUCCGCUCAACAGUGCAUCCUAUAUCGAAGCAUCGUUUGUGCAAUAUGUUCCCCGGACCAACAAGAACUGCUUCGAUUGUCCGCACACUUUGCUCGAAGCCUCCGGUAGCCGGGAGUGCAUCGGACUACGUACAGCAAAACAAAAAGGAACCGGACGAGGCUAGUAAAGUGUACUACGGUACGUUAACGCCACAAAUCCGAGCGGUAAAGGUGUUCUCGCUUGCCACAAGUAUCGGCGGUAUAGUUGCGCAACCGAUAUUGCUCGAACAGGCAAGCAAAAUAGGUGGCAUGCCCAUGAUUGUGGCCGUAUGUGGAUUCGCCGGAUUCUUCACCUUCGUCACACCCAUUCUAUUGCAUUUGGUAACGAAACGCUACGUCACGGAGCUUCAUUAUGAUCCGGUGAAACAACAGUACACAGCAACCACGAUCACAUUUUUCCUCCAGCGUGAGAAGACAAACUUCAAAAUCGAAGAUGUUACCGUACCGGAAGUCGGUGGUUUAUUUACCACUUUUCUGGUAAAAAAUAAGGCAAUGUUUGUCGACCCACAGCUGUUCCCAGAUCCUACACACUACAUUAAGAUUAUGGGAUAUGAUAAGCCGAUCGAUUUUAAGUUUGAAGAAGCACGCCAAACAGGAAGUAGUGAAAACCCUUCCAAAAAAGAUCGAUGAAAUACUUAACUGAUGAAAC